GAGUAUUUUAUUGAUCAGCUGAGGUCAGAUGGAGUUGUUCAUCUUCCUCGGCGUGUUACCAAUGAAAUUACAAAUAAUACUCGAUACGAAUUUUACACACAAGGAGGAGUCAUCUUUGCAACAAGUCGAAUCCUUGUGGUAGAUUUCCUUACUGACAGAAUUCCUGCAAACCUCAUUACCGGCAUUUUAGUAUACAAAGCGCACAGAAUCAUUGAGUCCUGUCAGGAAGCGUUUAUUUUACGACUUUAUCGCCAGAAGAACAAGCAAGGCUUCAUUAAAGCUUUUACAGAUAAUGUGGUUGCAUUUAACACUGGCUUUUGCCAUGUGGAAAGAGGGAUGAGAAAUCUUUUUGUCAGGAAACUUUACCUGUGGCCAAGAUUUCAUAUAGCAGUGAACUCAUUUUUAGAGAAGCAUAAACCUGAAGUGGUGGAAAUACAUGUGUCGAUGACCCCUGCUAUGCUUGCUAUCCAGACUUCAAUCCUGGACAUUUUGAACGCAUGUCUGAGAGAACUCAAACGUUAUAAUCCAGCUCUUGAAGUAGAAGAUCUAUCUUUAGAAAAUGCUAUUGGUAAACCUUUUGACAAGACAAUACGCCACUAUUUAGAUCCUCUCUGGCAUCAGCUUGGAGCUAAGACAAAAUCUCUGGUCCAGGAUUUGAAGAUACUACGUACUUUGCUACUGUAUCUAACUCAGUAUGACUGUGUCACUUUCCUUAAUCUUCUGGAGUCACUGAAAGCAAGUGAAAAAGCUUUUGGUGAGAAUUCAGGUUGGCUGUUUCUUGACUCCAGUACUUCAAUGUUUGUAAACGCUCGAGCUAGAGUUUAUCGCAUUGCAGAUGAGAAACUGAAUCAGAAAGGCAAAGUCUUUGAAAAAAGUGAUGUAAAGAACGAAAAUGAACUGAAGAGGGAAUUGGUUCUAGAAAGUAACCCAAAAUGGGAAGCUUUGAGAGAAGUACUGAAAGAGAUUGAAAAUGAGAAUAAGAACAGUGAAGACCUUGGUGGUCCAGGGCAAGUGCUUAUUUGUGCCAGUGAUGACCGAGCUUGUGCACAGCUCAGGGAGUAUAUUAUUGCUGGAGCAGAAGCUUUUUUAACAAGACUGUAUAACAAAACCUUCGGAAAGGAUGAGAAAGCUGGAGAAGUGUGGAUUAAGGACAGGAAAGCCAUCAAGUCCAAAGGAAAUGCCAGACCAGACACAGGGCCUCAAGCCAAAAAAGCCAAACUCACGGCUUCUUCAAAACAAAAUAAACACAAGAAGCAGCAAGACCGGACUAUAAUCCAAAUGAUGGGGAAGACUGAGGAGGAAAAGAGAGAGGAGUCAGAAGUGGAAGAUAAGACAGAAUUAAGUAGUGGCCAAGAAAGCAGUAUUGAAGAGACCAUUCCUGAAGAUUUCCAUGUGAACUUACCCUCAGACUGUUACUACGGUAUUUUUAAGAACCCGCUCACAAUUAUUCAUCCGUUGCAGGGUUGCAGUGAUCCCUAUGCGCUCACUCGGGUACUGCAUGAAGUAGAACCAAGAUACGUUGUAUUAUAUGAUGCCGAACUAACUUUUGUUCGGCAGCUGGAAAUCUAUAAGGCAAGCAGGCCUGGGAAGCCUUUAAGGGUUUAUUUCCUCAUAUAUGGAGGCUCAACAGAAGAACAGCGCUAUCUCACAGCUCUGAGAAAAGAGAAGGAGGCCUUUGAAAAACUCAUUCG
This is a messenger RNA of Balearica regulorum gibbericeps (East African grey crowned-crane), 1691 nucleotides long. NCBI's taxonomy places the organism in Eukaryota, Metazoa, Chordata, Aves, Gruiformes, Gruidae. The record is from RefSeq and is a predicted model, not a curated record.